Messenger RNA from Anopheles maculipalpis, 1978 nucleotides. RefSeq names its product serine/threonine-protein kinase VRK1 (gene ball). The transcript is spliced from 2 exons. Gene Ontology annotation, biological process: peptidyl-serine phosphorylation; signal transduction. Gene Ontology annotation, cellular component: nucleus; cytoplasm. Bases 19 to 1959 code for a protein of 646 amino acids. Gene Ontology annotation, molecular function: protein serine/threonine kinase activity; ATP binding. The record is from RefSeq and is a predicted model, not a curated record. NCBI's taxonomy places the organism in Eukaryota, Metazoa, Arthropoda, Insecta, Diptera, Culicidae.
AACGUUUCUCGAUAAACAAUGUCUCGAAGGAAACCAGCCGCCGCCGACGCGACCGGUGCAAAGCGUCCCAAACGUGCCAACAAUCUGUACACCCGGCCGGAAAAGAUCCCGCUCGGAACGAUUCUAACCGAUGCGUUAAAUGUGCCAUGGAAGGUGGGACCGUCGAUCGGUUCCGGUGGUUUUGGUGAGAUCUACUGUGCGUACUGCUUCAUACAUGCUGCACCUAAAACAGUGGCCGAGUAUCCUAACGUGGUGAAAAUUGAACCGCAUGAAAAUGGGCCUCUUUUCGUCGAAACACAUUUCUAUCGCAAACUUUGUAAGGUGGACGACAUCGAACGGUACAGGAAGCUUCGAAAGCUAAAACAUCUGGGCAUGCCGUACUAUCUGGCGAGUGGGUCACACACGUUGAACAAUGUCAAGCACCGGUUCCUGGUGAUACCGCGAUUUGGAGCCAGCUUACAGUCCGUGUACGUUCAGAACAAAAAUUGCCUACCGCUGUCCACUGUUUGCCGGGCAGCCAUGCAGAUGCUGGAUGUGCUGGAGUACAUACACUCGAACCAGUACGUACACGCUGAUUUAAAGGGUGACAACAUCCUGUUUGGAAUGGGUGAUCGUGGCCGGGAGCGCUUGUAUUUGGUGGACUUUGGUAUGGCUAGUCGGAUCGUGCUGGAAGACCAGUUCAAACCGGAUCCACGGAAGAAACACAAUGGUACAAUCGAGUAUACGUCGCGUGACGCUCACCAGGGUGUGAUGACGAUGCGGGGGGAUUUGGAAAUUUUGGCGUACAAUAUGAUCGAAUGGGCCGGCGGAAGUUUGCCGUGGAAGGAAGAAAAGCUACUGAAAGAUUGCAACAAAGUGCAGCAGAUGAAGGAGGAAGGUAUGAGCGAUGUGGCCGGGUUGCUGAAGCAAAGCUUCCGGAAGCAUGUAUCGGUGCCGAAGGUGUUGCAACCGUUUCUGGAGUUUGUGAACGGUUUGCGGUACAACGAGCCUCCGAAGUACACGGUUUGUUCAAAAAUCUUCGAAAAAGCAUUGAAAACGCUUGGCGCUACAAACACAGGAGUGCUCGAGUUGAGCGUCGCCAGUGCGUCCAACGUGAACGAUUCUUCGGGACCGAUGAACAAAACAAAAACAAAGAAACGACGAACAUUGGAUACUUCCGUGUCGAAUGGGCUUGCUGACACGGUACCGAAUACACCGAACGAUAAUGAAAACACCGAGGACCGUGGUCCUACUCCGAAGCGAAAUCAGAAAACAUUUGUUGUGAGUCCUUCGUUGAUGAAACAAACUAAACAGCGCACGGCUAACAGAUCACGCACGGUACCAGACACAGAACCAAACACGCCGGAAGAUGAGGACGAUUCUCCCGUUUUCUCACAAAGAGCAAAGCGUAGGAUGGAUCGAUCCGAUGCGUCCUUUACCGUUGGUUCAACGCGGAUCAAAAAGCCACUUUUACCAAAUCCCCAAAAUAUGGCGUUGGUGGACACGGUUCCCAACACUCCUGAAGAAGUGGAAGAGACAGAGGACCUCUCCCGUGCCCUUUCAAAAUCGAGCCGUGUCCCUAAAACUGAACCCGUUCGUGGGAAGCACGAUAAAAAGGUAACCUUAGAAGAUGCUAGAGCAACCUCCACCCGUCGCAAGGAGAAAACGGUUACGGUUGUGCAGAGUGCAUCAGCACAGGGUAUCAAUAUACGCAUCGAAACACCCCGCAAGAAGCGGACACGAAACGUUGCUUCUGAAUCACCGCAAGAAAUAACCAUCAAACUAACGCUGAACGCUAACGUGUCGGUCAAUACGAGGAGCAGGAAAAAUGGCACAGUUGUUGUGAGUGCAUCGCAGCAAAAUAUGUCGAUGGAUUCGAGCAGAAAUGACGAAUCGUUGGAAGCUUCGCAGGACGUUAUCGAUGUAUCUUCAGCGACGGAAGAGAAUAAUGUGUCACGGAGCUUGUUCGAUGACUACUAACCAACGGACGUUUUGUAAG